Molecule: messenger RNA, 4754 nt
Organism: Bufo gargarizans (Asiatic toad)
Lineage: Eukaryota; Metazoa; Chordata; Amphibia; Anura; Bufonidae
Gene: MTTP
Product: microsomal triglyceride transfer protein
Exons: 18
Coding region: 70-2754 (894 amino acids)
Biological process (GO): cholesterol homeostasis; lipoprotein metabolic process; lipid transport
Cellular component (GO): Golgi apparatus; endoplasmic reticulum; basolateral plasma membrane
Molecular function (GO): lipid binding
Source: RefSeq, a predicted model, not a curated record
CCGGUAACAACUGGUCACUGAUUCCUAGUAAAUGAACCAACUCUGUCAUUGGAGCAGGAGAACGGAAUAAUGAUAUCGCUCACCUUAUUAUUUUUUUUCUGUAUAUUUUCCACGUUUUCAGCUUCCAUUAAAGUACAUACCGCAGGCCCAAGGCUAAACAAUGACAAGGUAUAUAAAUAUGCAUAUACAACGGAAGUACUAAUGGAUAAACCAAGAGGAUCCCCUGAGGAUAGUGUGGGAUACAAGAUUUCAUCUGAUGUAGAAGUCAACUUGAUAUGGAGAAACCCUACCAACAAGGAUGACCAACUCAUCAAGAUUGCGAUGAAAAAUAUUAAAGUUGAAAAUAUAAACCUACGUCCACAAGGACCAAAUAUUUUUACCGAAACUAGCGCUGCACAAUUACUAGGAGAUACUAACCUGGCUAUCCUCCAGAGACCAAUGCUUGUGCAGUGGACUAAUGGAAAGGUGAAAACACUGUAUCUGUACCAGAAUGAACCCACACUCCUUACUAACAUCAAGAGAGGCUUGGCAAGCUUAUUCCAGAUCCAGCUCAGCCCUGGCACAGUCACUGAGGUUGAUGUUUCUGGAAAUUGUAAAGUUACCUACCAGACCAAGCAGAAUCAGGUUACCAAAAUCAAGGAACUUGCCAGCUGCAAGAUCUCCAAAACUGGGUUCACAAACUCCAACAAGGUCCUGGGCAUCUCUAAAAAAGAAACAUCUAGUACAGUUUACCGUAUCGACGAUGAUAAUCUAAAAUCUGCAUUGGCAGAAGAAAAUCAUGUUCUGAUGCUUAAUGUAUAUGAAACCAUUGCAGCAAAAGUUCUUUGUAGACAGAAACUAGAGUUAAAAUCCAGUGAAGCCGGACCUAAAGAAGUUGCCGGAAAGCAGCUGUCCAACGUGGUAAAGACGGUGGAUCCUAAAUAUGUAGCCACUCCUCUAGUGGCUGAUCAGGUGAAAUCGCAGUGUAAAGGCUGUCCCUUGCUGUUACAGCAAUGGAAGACUAUUCGUAAGGACCUGGAACCUGAAAAUCUUUCAAAAUCCAGUGCUGCUCGUAGCUUUUUAGAACUGAUUCAGAGUCUUCGAAGAGCCAGAAAGUCAGACAUCAUGGCGCUUCUCAAGUCAGAAAAAGAUGAUGUUCUUCCUCAGCUAAUCGAUGCUGUUACCUUUGCUCAAACGCCUGAUGCUCUAGAGGCACUCUUGGAGUAUUUGGACUUUGGGAAUGGAAGUAGACCUUUGUUACAAGAGAGGUUCUUAUAUGCCACUGGACUUGCCUCACAUCCAAAUGAAAGCAUGCUGCGAGCACUACUUGACAAAUACAAAGGAAAAAUAGCAAAUGUCGAGAUUAGAGAAACGGUGGUUAUAAUUAUUGGAGCCCUCAUCAAGAAACUUCACCAGGCUACAGGCUCAGAAUUACCGGCAGUUUUGGAAGCCAAGAAGUUAAUCUUGGAUGGUUUACAAAAGGCAGAAAAACCCUCUGAUGUUAAGAUAUAUCUUCUAGCCCUGAAAAAUGCCAAUCUGCCAGAAGGAAUUCCAUUCCUGUUGAAAUAUUCAGAAUCCGGGGAUGGUCCUGUCAGCAGCAUUGCUAUCAGUGCUCUUCAGAAAUAUCAUAUCUCCUUCAUCACUGAUGAGAUAAAAAAGGUCAUGAGCAGGAUCUACCACCAGAACUAUAAAAUACAUGAAAAGACAGUGAGAACAGCAGCAGCAGAUAUUAUACUGAACAGUCAGCCUACGUAUAUGGAGGUUAAAAAUCUGCUUCUUUCUAUUGGCGAGCUUCCACAAGAGAUGAACAAGUAUAUGCUUUCUGUGUUCCAAGAUAUUCUUCAAUUUGAGAUGCCAGCCAGUAAGCUCAUUCGGCAAGUGUUGAAGGAUAUGAAGGUGAAUAACUAUGAUCGCUUUUCAAAGCUUGGAUCCUCAUCUGCUUACUCAGGAUAUGUGACACGAGGCCCUGACUCAUCAGCAACGUACAGUCUUGAUAUACUAUACUCUGGAUCUGGCAUCCUCAGAAGAAGCAACAUGGAUACCUUAGUCUAUUCCAAAAACACUGAGCUGCAUGCCAUUCAGGUUGUGAUUGAAGCACAAGGUCUGGAGAGUUUAAUAGCUGCCACUGCUGAUGAGGGAGAAGAAGACCUGGAGUCCUUUGCUGGAAUGUCAGCCAUCUUGUUUGAUGUCCAGCUUCGGCCUGUAACCUUCUUCCAGGGAUACAGUGAUUUAAUGUCAAAAAUGUUCUCGGCAACUGGUGACCCAAUAAGUGUGGUGAAAGGGUUGGUUCUCCUAACAGAUCACUCUGAGACUAUUCAGCUGCAGUCUGGGCUGCAAGCCAGUGCAGAGUUCCAGGGCGGACUGGCCAUUGAUAUCUCUGGAGGGAUGGAUUUCAGCCUUUGGUACAGGGAAUCCAAAACCAGUGUUAAUAAUCGUGGGGCUAUAGUUAUUAUAGGAAACAUAACCCUAGACUCGGAAUUUGCUAAUGUUGGUAUGGAAACCCGCCUCGAAACAGAAUCAUCCUUCAACUUUAUUACAACUGUGAAGUUUUCAUCAUAUCCAUUUUUGGUUUGCAUGCAAAUGGAUAAAGGGACGUUUCCCUUCAGGCGAUACAUCACUAAGUAUGAGAAAUUGCCCUGUGGCAAGUCAUACGUAUCUCGAAAAGGAAAAGUACAAAGCAUGAUGGGUUCUGAGCUUCCUCUUCAUCAGGAGAACUCGAAUAUGUGCAGGGUAGUGUUUGGAGAGCAACAAGAUUCCACAGACAGCUGGUUUUAAAGAGUCAUAUCAUUGCAUUGCGCCAGUGAAUAUGAUUGGAGGGUUGUGUAUGUACUGUAUUUGUUUGGUGCAUGCAUAAAGUUUACAUAUUUACUAUUUAAAGUCAUUUGUAAAGUGUUAGGAAAUAAAUAAAUUGUAGUGGUUACUAAGUGCACUAAUAUUGUUAGAAAAAGGUCUGUAUUAUCCCUAAAAUGCAGAGGCUGCUCAGAUUAGUUGGCCCCUUAUAUAGGUAAGAAACCUGCUUUAUUCACUGGUCAGUACAUACUGAACAGAAAAACUAAUGUGUUACUACCUUGUGAAGCCAUCAUAAAAAUUUUAAAGAAUAUCAGAGCCUAUGAAGAAUAACUGAUAGCAUUAACAUGUGGGUUAAACUAUAAAGACAGAAGGAAGGUAUCAUAGAUGGGUUGGAAUUAGCCAUUCAAUGUGAGAAUUACAGUUAAUAUAUCUUAAUUUAAAGUCAUUAUCAAGAAUUACCAGGGCUGUCCAUCAAUGGAUUUCACUGGGCGUGUAGUGUCUUUUAAGAAAUCCUCCAUAGAUUAAGAUAGAUCAGGUGUGCACAACCUGCGUCCCAGGGGCUACAUGUAGCCUUCGAUUGUAUUCUUUGGACCCUUCAACCUUCUGUCAAGUCAAGUUAUGCUUGUUUGUGUCUAGUACCUGCUCACAUGUAUUUUUCGUGUCAAGAAAAGUGGAGAGGUGUGUAUCGUGGGGGCAGAGACAGUUGCACUAAUGGUGUAAUGGUGCAAAGUGUAGCCAUCUCUGGGACCACCAUAUAUUGGCAGAAUGGGGGCCCCCUGACUUCUGUGUGACACUCCAGAAAGGAGUAGAUAAGGGGUGGCCCUUCAUAAGUGCAGCUAUCUUCAUUGUAGAUUAUGUCAGUAAUAAAACACGUGACUGAUUCAGCAUCUCGCGUAAACUAAAAAGGAGAGAGCCACAUACUUGCCUACUCUCUUCCUAUCUGGAGUAUGUAUGAAACAGAGAAAAGAGGACCCUCUAUCUCCCAAUAGGUGGGAGUACUAGAAGUGCAACUGGCACAUAUCAGAUAUUUUUGGUAGCACCCUUAAGUAUUACUGUGGCCCUUGGACUUGGUUUAAUUUGACAUUGUGGCCCUCAGACCAGAAAAGUUUGGGCAUCCCUAAGAUAGAUAAAUAUAGAUUUACACAGUUACUGUAGGUGGUUUAAAAAUAUCCACUGAGCUCAGCGUUUUUUAUACCAACAAAAUCAAAUUGAUCGAGAGAGGAAAGUAAAAAAAAAAAUACUUAAAUGGAUUUUCCUAGAUUUCCUCUGGAUAAAUCAUCCGUAUCUGAUCAGUGGGGACCCUGCCAGGACACCCAGGACCCGGCAAUCAGAUGUUUGUGCCAUGGCCUUCUCGCAGCUUUGCCUAGGCCAUGUGACAUCACGGCCUCCCACCAAUCAGAUACUGAUGAUCUAUCCAUAGGACAGGUCAUCAGUUAAAAAAAUCUUUGAAAACCCCUUUAAUAGAAUAGAAUAAUUUGUCAUUGUCAUUGUUCGGAAAAACUCCGUCCUGACCUUCAGCUGGCAAUCAGACAUAUUCAGCAUACACAUGAAUAGGAAUGAGCCAUCCUAUUGAAAUGAAUGGUACGACUUGUAAUUACACCCGCUCACCUCUGCGCUGUCAACAGAGAGCAGGUAAACAAACAAGGGAAGGCAACACUCAUAUGGAGUAAAGCCUUCCCUUCAACCAGCUGAUCGGCGGGGGUGCCAGGUGUCAGCCCCCCACCGAUCUGGUAUUGAUGGCCAAUCCUGAGGAUAGGUCAUCAAUAUUAAAAUCCCAGAAAUACCCUUUAAACAAUUUCAGCAGUUUUUGUCCCACAGGGUUACAUUUCAGCCUAGCCAGGAGUCCAGUCAUGUUGCUUUUCUAAAAGCUACAGGUGAAACUCCAAAAAUUUGAAUACCAUGCAAAGUUCAUUUAUUUCAGUAAUGCAACUUAAAAGGUGAAACUAACAUAUGGAUAGACUCAUUACAUGCAAAGCGAGAUAUUC